AAAGGAAACUCUGCGCCCGGUGCGGUCCCCACCAGGCCCUCCCUCCCCAGCGGUUUCACUUCCUCUCCUCCGCCCCUCGGGCAGGCGUGUCUCGUGUCUCGAGAAGGAGCAGGCCUUUCUCUGUGCUGCAAGCCCUCGCCAUGGCUGACACGUAUGCGGUGGUGCAGAAGCGCAGGGUUCCUCCAAGCACCGGGACGGGGGCCGCGGCGCCCAGCCCGGAGGACGGGGGACCAGUCUACAGCCAGGUGAUGACGCGCCCCCGCCGGCCGCAAGCACCCGCGGAGGACGCGCAGGGGGCGCUGCUGGGCUGCGUGCCUGCUGACCCCGGCCCUGCUGGGCCUGGCACCUACGAGGACGUGGCCAACGGAGCUCAGACGGGUGGUCUGGGCUUCAACCUGCGCAUCGGGAGGCCCAAAGGGCCGCGGGACCCUCCUGCUGAGUGGACCCAGGCGUGAGGGCUGUGCCCAGCCCGCCUGCUGCCCCACAUGGGUGCCUGGACCGCUGAAGGCCACUGUGCUCUCUCGACUGUGUGAAGUGUCAGGAACGGGAACGCUGGGCCCAAAUCAAAUCAAAACUUCUCAGGGUGGGAAAUGUGGGGACUUGGUCCCUGUGACUACAGACUUCGAGGCUUGAGGCCGGGGGAGGGAGCCAGAGGAGGGCUGGCCGGGCUGGCCGGGCAGGUGGAAGAAAACCAGGGAGGGGUCUGACCCCAAGGUGCUGCUCAGCUGUGAAGGGGAGGAUGCAGCGAUGGGCCCCCCGGAGACCGUCCCCGUCACCACGGAAUAAAGACGAGCUCGCGUCGGUAUCGGAGCCUCCCUCCCUCCCUCAGCUGAUGCCGCAGAGAGACGGACCCCCCACCGUUCCGACAGGCCCAAACCAGGCAUGGCCAAGCCGUGUAGGCUGAUAUCAGACAGACAGGUGAAAAGAUCUUCAGACGGACAGACGGACAGAUGGAUGCCUGACCUGCCUGGGCAGGUAGCCAUGCCCGUAGCCAGCCAGCCAGCCAGCCCCGAUGGAUGGAUCUCCAGCCAGAGAGAGAGACCAGCCAAAUGUUAGCCUUCCCCUCGCCAGGUAGGUAGCCAGACAGACACCGGCCGGAUGGGUCCCUAGCAGGACAGACUCCCAGACAGACAGACACAGACAUCUGCAGCUGAGCAGACAUGCAGGUGUCCUCCUAGCCAGCCAGACUGUGAGGUGGGCAGACCCCCAGCUGGCUCCGGGGACCCUCCACCAGACAGACACCCCGAUCAGCCAGCCAACUCCCAGCUGGGCAGAUGGGGGAGCCUCCAGGCAGGUGGACAGACCCCACCAAGUCUCCAGCCUCACGGAACCUGCAUUUUGCAGAGAAGUUGACGUACCUCCCGAGGGAAAGACAGCCAGGUAGACCCCAGGCCGUCCGUGGGCCAGACGGGCGGACGGACCUCCAGGUGGGCUUCAGGGGCCGAGCACAGUCCCUCCGCUCCAGGCCGUCUCCCAGCUGGGCGUGUGGUACAGGUCAGCGGGUCCUUCGGACGGACCCCCUGCCGGUCAGAGGGACUUCCCGCCCCUCAGACAGGAUCCCACCGGCGGGAUGGACCGUGAAUUGGACAGAUGGGCCCCCAGCUCAGCAGACUGCCCUCAGCAAAGACGGAAAUGGACUUCAAGCCGACUGACCAGCUGCUUCCCAAGCUAGACAGGUAGAGCUCAGACAGGCAGAGACCACAGCCCUUUGCGGACACCCC
Phyllostomus discolor (pale spear-nosed bat) is the source of this 1721-nucleotide messenger RNA. RefSeq names its product protein tyrosine phosphatase non-receptor type 18 (gene PTPN18). The record is from RefSeq and is a predicted model, not a curated record. Bases 141 to 455 code for a protein of 104 amino acids. The transcript is spliced from 3 exons. NCBI's taxonomy places the organism in Eukaryota, Metazoa, Chordata, Mammalia, Chiroptera, Phyllostomidae.